Williopsis jadinii is the source of this 254-nucleotide messenger RNA. RefSeq lists its product as uncharacterized. The record is from RefSeq and is a predicted model, not a curated record. The transcript is spliced from 2 exons. Bases 54 to 227 code for a protein of 57 amino acids. Lineage: Eukaryota; Fungi; Ascomycota; Saccharomycetes; Phaffomycetales; Wickerhamomycetaceae.
CGGGGGACUUCCUGUGCCAUAGAUGUACGAGUUUUCGUACCCAGAAUGUACUAAUGUCGAAGAUGAAAUCAAUAAGCAACCAUAAUGAUGGUGGAAUAUGGUUCUUUAUGUACUCGUUAGUACUCGUGGUCGCCUAUGCUGGGCUCAUCACCUACUCUGCCCCCCUCCUCCAAAAAAGAACGAAAGUAACAUACAAGUAUCAAGGACACAAAGGACAGUACAAAUGAUCUUGGUUGUACAAGCAUACUUCUAUG